GGGGCGUUGGGUUUUUGAGUACGUAGACAAACGACGGUCGGUCCCAGUGCGCGAGGCGGCGGAACUACCAGCGCGGAUAGAAGACAAACAAACAAACAAACAACUGAACGAACGAACGAACAAAAACAAACAAACAACGACGACGACGACAAUAUGGUGGCCAAACAGAGGAUCCGCAUGGCGAACGAGAAGCACAGCAAGAACAUCAACGCAGCGAGGAACGUGGCCAAGACGACGAGGAACCUCACUGAGGACAAAGGUGUGGGGCCGUGGCUGCUCGCCCUCUUCAUCUUCGUGGUCUGUGGAUCAGCCAUCUUCCAGAUCAUCCAGAGCAUCAGGAUGGGCAUGUAGAGUGAUGUCACCAGCAGGGGGCGGGGCCACCGAGGACCGCCGAGCACCGACACCAUCGGAGUGCCGGGUUACCGCCCCAAAAUGGCCAAAACAUUCCUGAACUCUGACCAUGGUCACCUGAAUGGACCAGAUCCCGCCCCAGACCAUCAGCCACCGCCCCCUUCAAAUAAACCCCGCCCCCUGAAACCAGCCUGUUAUCUAUUGAUUUAACCUGCCGCUGCCCGCUGUUCUUCUCACCGUGUUUGUUUCACUCUGUGCCUUUCUCUGUUUACCUGAGCUUUGGCCCCGCCCCCUUCUCAGUACACCUUAUCAGUCUGGUGGGAACAGGGUGGGGGGGUCACAGCUGCAGACCAAAGUGAUGACAGUGUCUGGAAAUGAAGGUCUUUUGAAUCAGAAGGUAGUGAGGAGCUCCCAGGUGAGUCUGCACCGUGUGCAGCUGCACCUGAACAUUCCUGUUCACUCAAUAAAGUUAAUUUUGAAUAUGGAA
Molecule: messenger RNA, 838 nt
Organism: Archocentrus centrarchus (flier cichlid)
Lineage: Eukaryota; Metazoa; Chordata; Actinopteri; Cichliformes; Cichlidae
Product: stress-associated endoplasmic reticulum protein 1-like
Biological process (GO): endoplasmic reticulum unfolded protein response
Cellular component (GO): endoplasmic reticulum
Source: RefSeq, a predicted model, not a curated record